Messenger RNA from Laetiporus sulphureus 93-53, 768 nucleotides. RefSeq names its product acyl-CoA N-acyltransferase. The record is from RefSeq and is a predicted model, not a curated record. Lineage: Eukaryota; Fungi; Basidiomycota; Agaricomycetes; Polyporales; Laetiporaceae. The transcript has 6 exons. Gene Ontology annotation, molecular function: protein-N-terminal-glutamate acetyltransferase activity; protein N-terminal-serine acetyltransferase activity. Gene Ontology annotation, cellular component: NatA complex. Bases 59 to 535 code for a protein of 158 amino acids. Gene Ontology annotation, biological process: N-terminal peptidyl-glutamic acid acetylation.
AAACGACACUUCAUUUCAGCCACCAACUCGGUAGCACCUUUGUGACUACAUUCAAGCUAUGAACAUUCGGCCAGCACGGGUAGAAGACCUCAUGGGCAUGCAGGCAUGCAACCUGCAGAAUCUGCCCGAAAACUACACCAUGAGAUACUACUUGUACCAUGCAUUGACGUGGCCACAACUCUCUUACGUGGCGGAGGAUAACAAGGGUCGGAUAGUGGGGUACAUUCUCGCCAAAAUGGAGGAAGAUGUAGAAUCUGGUGAAGAGCCUCAUGGACAUGUCACUUCUAUCUCAGUGUUGCGAUCCUACCGUCGAUUGGGGUUGGCGAAGAGGUUGAUGGUGCAAUCCCAGGAAGCCAUGGCUACGGUAUAUAAAGCAGCAUAUGUCUCACUACACGUCCGCAAGUCGAACCGUGCUGCGCUGAGCCUGUACCGAGACACACUCGGCUUCACCGUGAAGGACAUCGAAAAGAAGUAUUAUGCCGACGGAGAAGAUGCAUAUGCUAUGCGCCUUUCACUGAAACAUCUCGCGCGAUGAACCGCGUACCGUGCACGUUAUUGUGUAUCAGAAUUGCUAGAUCAUGCGGAAUUCAUGAGCGUGCGCAGGUGUCAGCUGCCUCAAUGGUGGGAUAUGGUCCGAACAUCAGUCUGACGGCAUGCUGAGGAUGUGACUGAGCCAAUGCUGAUGGGCUGAUAUCCGAGAGCCUGCGUCUGAAAUACUGUUGCCCCUUGGAUACUACAUCGUCCUAGUCCCGACGACAUGAACAUCCG